This is a messenger RNA of Aegilops tauschii subsp. strangulata, 363 nucleotides long. Lineage: Eukaryota; Viridiplantae; Streptophyta; Magnoliopsida; Poales; Poaceae. The record is from RefSeq and is a predicted model, not a curated record.
AUGCGGGCGCCGGGGCUCACCGGCCGGCGGCGCGCGGAACGGGCGGCGGCGAAGGGCGGUGGGGCGCGCCGGGGCUCACCGGCCGGCGGCGCGCGGAACGGGCGGCGGCGAAGGGCGGUGGGGCGCGCCGGCGGGAGGCGAGGGGCGGCGCCGGCGGACGGAGCCGCGGGCUCGGGCGCGGGGCACCCGCGGGCGAGCGGCGGCGCGCGGUUCGGGCCCCGCGGCCUGACGCGGGCCGAGCGGGCCGGCGGCGGCGGGCGGAGGAGGAGGCCACGUGGCGCGACGUGGUUGGCUGCGGGCGGCGGCGGGAUCCGUCCUGCGCGGGGCGGACAUGUCCGGCGGCGAGAGGGAGGGGAAGGCUAG